Messenger RNA from Naegleria lovaniensis, 804 nucleotides. RefSeq lists its product as uncharacterized. Bases 1 to 804 code for a protein of 267 amino acids. The record is from RefSeq and is a predicted model, not a curated record. Lineage: Eukaryota; Heterolobosea; Eutetramitea; Acrasida; Naegleriidae. The transcript is spliced from 2 exons. Gene Ontology annotation, biological process: protein phosphorylation. Gene Ontology annotation, molecular function: ATP binding; protein kinase activity.
AUGUCUGAUCUUAUGCAAGGCAGCAUUGGUUCGUUGGUACUAAAUGAAUAUGAGUGCUGGAGAGUCUUGUAUCAAAUGUCACAGGCGUUGUUGUAUUUACAUGAAUCUUCUUUCAUCCAUAGAGAUGUGAAACCCACCAACAUUUUAUACGCGAAAAAAGGAGAUUGUUUUCGUUAUGUACUGGCAGAUUUUGGUUUAACCCGUUCUGAAGAGACCAUGGGAGAGAGAACAAGAUUUGCUGAAAAUGGUACAAGUGGAUUCAUUGAUGAUGAAACUCGUGCUCAUGGAGUCGCUAAAGAGUCUGAUAUUUAUGCCUUGGGUGUAACUAUGGUGUUGUUGCUUGCAAAAAAGUGUAAACCAGAAGGUAAUCCUUUGGAGAUGCUUCAACGUUGUCACAAGUGUUCUUCUUCAAUGAGAGAAGUAGUUCGAAGAAUGUUAUUGAAACGAGCUGAUCGUAUCUCAUUGAGUGAUAUUAAGAAACAUUGCGAAACAGCCCUUAAUAAAGAGGUGCAGAUGGGUAUUGAACUAAGGAACAGUGAGAACCAAAGAAGAUCCAUCGAUGCUACUGAUGACUCUGAAAAUGGAAACACAGAACCAGAAAAUCGUGAACACUCGAUACUUUCUCGUUUAUUUUCUUCACCAAAAGUUACACCGGCGAGAGAUGCAAAAAGAUCCUCUGGUAUUCAAAAACAGCACAAAACAAAGAAUGAAAGUAGAAAUAGAACUAUGACAAGCUGGUCUGAAAUUAUUUCAGAUGUGGCCUAUUUAUUCUACGACUUUGUAAAGUCUGCAAAAAACAAAUAG